Melampsora larici-populina 98AG31 is the source of this 1338-nucleotide messenger RNA. RefSeq lists its product as uncharacterized. The record is from RefSeq and is a predicted model, not a curated record. The coding region runs from base 1 to 1338 and encodes 445 amino acids. The transcript is spliced from 2 exons. Lineage: Eukaryota; Fungi; Basidiomycota; Pucciniomycetes; Pucciniales; Melampsoraceae.
AUGUCAGCUGAAUUAUCUCAAUCAUCCGAAUCAGACAGUAAAACCUCGAAUCAAUCACCACAACCAAUCAGUAAAGAUGAAAAUCCUUCAAUCAAAGUUCUACGGAUAAUCAUUAAAUUCUACAUUUCCCAUUUCAAGUUCUAUCCUGGAUUAUUGGAAAUGAACGACCCUAACCCAUACCUUGCCCCGUCAAUUGAUUCAACUCAGGCACUCCUUCGAUUACGUUUAGUUUGUAAGGAUUGGGCUGAAGCUGUGCUUCCUUUAGUCUUUAAUUCGAUCUGUUUGAAUAGAUCAAGAAAGAUACAGUCUUUGAUUGAGAAUUGGAAAGAUUCGGUUCUUGAUUCAGAUUCUUCUCCUGUUCAGCGACUUUAUAUUGAAAAUCUAGUAUACGGGAAUAAGAAAACCUCAGAAGAAGAAUUAAAGGAUUGGCAAAUGUAUACGGUUCCAAUGAAUCAUGCAUCAGAACUAAUUUUAUUCCUUGGUCGAAACUUGACUGACUUGACUUUGGAGUUAUAUAGCUCAAUGGGAUUUUCACCCGACCUCAUCAACGCAAUCGGUCAAAUCAAAUGUCUCACGAGUUUGACUAUCCGAUCUUGUGCGGCUACAACAAGCCCUACAAAUUUGGAAUCAUUAGUUGACUUACUAAAUCUUACUACGGACUUGGAAUCUUUAUCAAUUCUGAUUCGUCAUCUAGAAAUUUUCGAAUUAAAACCUGGAGCUUUAUCAAAAUUAAAACACUUACGGUUUGAAGAUCACCCAAAUAACAAACGUGCAAUCGAUCAUCUCUGUCAAUCUACGAAAAAAAGUUUAAAAGUAAUCGAAUCUAAAAAUCCAGAAGGAGGAUUAGUAUUAGAACCAUUAAACGAAAAUCUUGAAUGUCUCAUCACAAUUUUCUUUCCAGAUCAUCUACCACAUAAAUUAUCAAAGAUGAGAUUUCCAAAACUUCGUAUAAUCUAUAGUACUUUGAUGUAUAGACAAUCAUGGGGGUCUCUUGAUUGGCUUCAAUGGCCAUUCUGUUCUAAUCUUCGAACUUUGGUCAUGGAUUUUGAAAGUGGAAAAUUGUUUUGGGACAAAGCUUUGGUUAAACUUGGGCAUGGUCAUCUUGUAAAACCACCUAAUUUAAAACACUUUGUUUUUCUUAGUAUCAAGCAGGAUCCUACAAUAGAGGUCGAACGACUCGUUAGAACUUUGAAGAUUCAUGGGAUAGAGUCUCAUUUCACUUGUAAAUUGAAUUAUGCUGAAAUCUUGUCAUGGAGAGGACCAAUAUAUGGCAAAGUCACAGUCGUGAGGAAAAAUGUCUCUCAGAAGAACCAUGAGAACAUAAUUUAUCAUUCGUAG